This is a messenger RNA of Gasterosteus aculeatus aculeatus (three-spined stickleback), 593 nucleotides long. The record is from RefSeq and is a predicted model, not a curated record. NCBI's taxonomy places the organism in Eukaryota, Metazoa, Chordata, Actinopteri, Perciformes, Gasterosteidae.
CUGUGCAACGUGAAGGAGACGCGUCAGCACGCGGAGGAGGAGGUCGGCGCCUUCACCAAGCUCAUCGAGGCCAUGGGCUUCACGGGAACGCUGAAAUACAACAAAUGGAAAAUCAAGAUCGCUGCGUUGCGCAUGUACACCUGCUGUGUCGAGAGGAUCAACUACGACGACUUCUUUGACAAGUGCUCCCUCCCCGACACACUCAACUCCUGGUUCUUGGUAGCGCAGCUACACGUGUGGAUGUGUUUGGUGCGUAUGCGUCAGGAGGGCAGAGAAGGGAAGUACAUGUGCCGUUACAUCGUCCACUCCAUGUGGGAGGACGUGGAGCAGAGGAGUAAGAUCAUGGGGAUCGAUGCCAGCCACAGGAAGGAGGGAUUGAAGUCCAUGACGGAGACGUUCUACGCCGCCAUCUUUGGAUACGACGAGGGCAUCCUGUCGGAUGACGGCGUGCUGGCUGCGGCUCUGUGGAGGAACCUCUUCAACUGCGAGUGUGACGACCCUCGGCAGCUGGAGCUCAUGGUGGGAUACGUACGCAAGCAGGUGAGCUCCGCCCUGUGUGUGUGUGUGUGUGUGUGUGUGUGUGUGUGUGUGUG